Molecule: messenger RNA, 2422 nt
Organism: Populus nigra (black poplar)
Lineage: Eukaryota; Viridiplantae; Streptophyta; Magnoliopsida; Malpighiales; Salicaceae
Product: probable LRR receptor-like serine/threonine-protein kinase RKF3
Exons: 1
Coding region: 192-2096 (634 amino acids)
Biological process (GO): protein phosphorylation
Molecular function (GO): ATP binding; protein kinase activity
Source: RefSeq, a predicted model, not a curated record
CAUCUAUCAUCUGUCUCCUACUUUCAACUGUCAUACUGGCUGCUGUAAAAGGUAUAAGAAGAUUAUAAUUUAGAUAAAGCUAAACUUUUGAUUAAUCAAGUCCCGAUAAUUCAUCAAUUUCUCCACCAACCCCUCCUCUCUUCUCUAUGGUAGAACUCCAGCCCUAGCAGCGUUGCCACCUCCCUUCCCAAAUGUUCAAUCUCCUUCUCCUCACCAUCACAACAUUCCUCAUCACUCUAUCCCUCGUUCAAUCUCAAGCUCAAAACAACACAGCAACAUGCCCGUUAGACCUCGACGUCCUCCGCAACCUGACAUCUGCCGGCUCCAAUCGCCCCCCCACUUCAGACAUCAACCAGCAGUGUCAGUACAUCCGUCAAGGACUUCGACUUGUUCAAUCCCAUUACCUCCAACGUAACAACUCCUUCCUUCCUCCACUCGACUCUGCUGAAUCUUGCUGGCGCGCUUACCAGGUCCUCAUCGAUGAAUUCCUUCCCAAUUUCGAUAUCCGCUCUUCUUGCGGCUUCAACACUAGCUGGAUCUCCCAGGGCUGUAUGAACAUCUCUACCAGGUCCCAGUUCGAGGCCAUCGUCCCUGUCUCUGCUCUUAAUGAUGUUGCUUCCAACUGUAACCAGUCCCUUGAGAAUAACUCUCCGUGCGCUGCUUGUACUACCAGCUUGUCCACGCUGCAAGCCAGGUACUUGACGGGAACUUCCAUCGGGAACGUUUCGGAUUGCCAGGCAUAUCCCUCCAUUUAUGCCGCGGCUUUUACUAAUAGGUAUGGACCUACUGAUAAGGGCACAGCCAAGUGUUUGUUUUUCCUUGAUUUUAUUUCCAAGAAAUCUAGCAAGAAAAGGAGCAAGGUCUUGAUCUUGGGUGUUUUAUUAGGGGGUGGUGUUGGGUUGGUGGUAUUGAUUGGUUUGUGCUGGAUCUUUCACAAGAGGAAAAAGAGGGCGGACAAAUUUGGGAGAGUACUUGAGACAGAGUUGGGUUCUGGGUUGGAGUCCAUUAGUCAAAGUACUUCUUUGGUUAAAUAUACAUUUGACGAGAUUAGGAAGGCAACUAGAAAUUUUUCUAGAGAUAACAUUAUCGGGAGAGGAGGUUACGGGAAUGUGUAUAAAGGUGAAUUGCCAGAUGGUUCUCUAGUUGCUUUUAAAAGAUUCAAGAAUUGCUCGGCUGCGGGUGAUUCUUCUUUUGCUCAUGAAGUUGAGGUUAUCGCGAGUGUCAGGCAUGUCAAUCUUGUUGCUUUGAGAGGAUAUUGUACCGCUACUAGUCCUUUUGAGGGUCACCAGAGGAUAAUCGUGUGUGAUUUGAUAAAGAAUGGCACUUUGCAUGACCAUUUAUUCGGGUCCAGUGCGGAAAAGCUUAGCUGGCCUAUUCGGCAAAAGAUUGCUUUAGGGACUGCUAGAGGAUUGGCGUAUUUGCACUAUGGAGCUCAGCCGUCAAUUAUUCAUAGGGAUAUUAAAGCUAGUAAUAUACUUCUGGAUGAGAGUUUUGAGCCCAAGGUUGCGGACUUUGGGCUAGCAAAGUUUACCCCAGAAGGAAUGACACAUUUGAGCACCAGGGUAGCAGGGACUAUGGGAUAUGUUGCUCCUGAGUAUGCUUUGUAUGGGCAAUUAACAGAGAGAAGCGACGUGUUUAGCUUUGGUGUCGUGCUUCUCGAGCUUUUGAGUGGGAAGAAGGCACUUAUGGUGGAUCAUGAGGGACAGCCAUCUAUUGUGACUGAUUGGGCAUGGUCAUUAGUGAGAGAAGGGAGAACUUCAGAUGUUAUCGAAGAUGGCAUGCCGGAGUCAGGGUCACAAGAAAUUUUGGAAAAGUAUGUUCUGGUGGGAGUUCUUUGUUCUCAUCCACAGUUAUAUGCUAGGCCAACAAUGGAUCAAGUCGUGAAAAUGUUGGAAACAGAUCUCUCAAUUCCUUCCAUUCCAGAAAGGCCAAUUUCUCUUGUAGCUGAGAUGGAUGAUAUUGAGAGAACUGCGAGCAGAAGGGCCUCUGGUCAGCUCUCUAGUCCAGCUGGCUACCAGCGUUUCACAUUCGAGAAUGAUCGCCCUUCUAUCCGCAAGGAAGAAGGGUCAAGUUCAGACUCUAGAGCAAUAGAAUAGCUGUGACAUUAAUGGUUUGAUUUGCACUGAUUGGUAUGCCCAACCAUUUGUUUGUUGAUUUAGAUUGCAUAUCCUGGAUUUGGAACCACUCCUCUCACUGUAAAGAUAAAUAGAUGAAAAGGAAAAGUUAAUUAGUUUAAGUGAUAUAGGAUGCCUAUCUGAUGUUUUGUUUGCAUAUGAUAUUAUGUAUCUAAAUGAAGAUGUGUAUCAUUGGAUUAAUAAUUAAAGAUGCAUAAUGACCUUCUGCAUCACGUAAAGCUUCAUGCCUUGCAAGUGCUAGAGGUAAUAGUGUUACUGUUUAGCAUAAUCAAGUUGCCAUUUUCAAA